Messenger RNA from Micromonas commoda, 1764 nucleotides. RefSeq lists its product with no specific name. Gene Ontology annotation, molecular function: glycerol-3-phosphate dehydrogenase (quinone) activity. The transcript is spliced from 2 exons. NCBI's taxonomy places the organism in Eukaryota, Viridiplantae, Chlorophyta, Mamiellophyceae, Mamiellales, Mamiellaceae. Gene Ontology annotation, biological process: glycerol-3-phosphate metabolic process. The record is from RefSeq and is a predicted model, not a curated record. Bases 1 to 1764 code for a protein of 587 amino acids. Gene Ontology annotation, cellular component: mitochondrion; glycerol-3-phosphate dehydrogenase (FAD) complex.
AUGCCCGAACCGGCGCUUCCCAGCGAGCCUUGGGCGGACGCGUCCGUGUCGGCCCCGUCCAGACGCGAGCAGCUUCGCAAGCUGCGCGGGAACGAGGAGUUCGACGUCCUCAUCAUCGGAGGCGGCGCUACGGGCGCGGGUGCGGCGGUCGAUGCCGCCACCAGGGGCCUGCGCACGGCGCUCAUCGAGGGCGAAGACUUUGGGAGCGGCACCUCCUCGAGGUCCACCAAGCUCGUCCACGGCGGCGUCAGGUACCUGGAGAAGGCCGUCUUCCAGCUCUCGUACGGUCAGCUGAAGCUCGUCUUUGAGGCACUGCACGAGAGAAAGAACCUGCUCCGCAACGCCCCGCACCUGGCGCGUCCCCUGCCCAUCGCGACUCCGUGCUACCACGGCUGGGAAGUGCCCUACUACUGGGCCGGGAUGAAAGCCUACGACCUCGUCGCGGGCGCCUCCGGGUUGACCAUGUCCGGCUUCCGAACCGCCGCCGAGUCCCUCGCGCUCUUCCCCACGCUCGCCGCCGUGCGUAAAGAGGACGGCGCGUCCCUUAAGGGAACCAUCGUCUACAGAGACGGACAAUUCGACGACGCGAGGCUCAACGUCGCGCUGGCGUGCACCGCCGCGCACGCGGGCGCCGUCGCCGCCAACUACGUCAAGGUGACAGCCCUGGUGAAGGACUUACGCACCGGGCGGGUGGUGGGGGUCAAGGCCAAGGACGUCGUGGACGGCGGGAGGGAGUUCGAGGUACGGGCGAAGGUUGUGCUCAACUGCACGGGGCCGUUCACCGACGCCGUGCGAAAGAUGUCCGACGGAUCAAGAAUGGACAUCAUGACCCCCGCGGGCGGAGCUCACCUGACCCUCCCCAAACACUUCGCGCCCGACGCCGAGGGUCUCAUCGUGCCCAAGACGAAAGACGGUCGCGUGGUGUUCAUGCUGCCCUGGCUGGGCGGCGUCAUCGCGGGUACCACCGACGCUCUCGCGCCCGUCACGCUGAGGCCCCGAGCGAGCGCGGAUGAGGUUGAUUUUAUCCUCGACUCGAUCGCGCCGUACCUCUCCGUGCCGGCGACGCGCGCGGACGUGACGUCGGUGUGGUCCGGCAUCAGACCCCUCGCCGCGGACCCGACCCAGAGCGGCACCGAGAACGUCAGCCGCGAUCACCUCGUGGUGGACGAGGGCGACGGGAUGGUGACGGUGACGGGGGGCAAGUGGACGACGUAUCGACUCAUGGCUGAGCACGCGGUGGACGCCGCCAUCCGAGCCGCCGACAAGAGCAUGGCGAGUAGGGCCGGUAAGUGCCGGACGACGGACGUCGCGGUCGUCGGCGCGCACGGGUACUCCCCGGACCUUCACGUCAGGUUGCUCGCCUCAAAGUCCUCAAAGUCUGGUGCCAAAUCAUCCAAACCCGCGGCGCCCGAGCUGGAGGACGCGGCCGUCAUGUCGCACCUCGCCAAGUCGUACGGCGACCGCGCUCCGGCCAUCGUCGAGCUCGCGAGGAGCGACCCGCGUCGGCUCGCCCGUAGGAUCGCCGGUCCCAAUCAGCCGGUCAUCGCCGCGGAGGUUUUGCACGCGGCGCGGUCGGAGUACUGCCAGACGACGUGCGACUUCGUGGCGAGACGGACGCGGCUGGCGUUCCUGGACGUGGAGGCGGCGCGCGUCGCGGUGCCCGAGGUGAACAAGUUGCUCGCCAAGGAGCUCGGAUGGGGAUCGUGGAGAGCGGCGAGGGAGCUCAAGGAUGCGAACGCCUUGCUGGACACGUUCACGUGCUGA